CCCGCGGACUCGGUUUCCCAGCAGCCCCUGCGGCGCCCGUGGCCAAGAUGGCGGCGGGGAGCGGCCCCGGGGCGCGGGAGCUUUUUGCUGAGGGGCUCCUGCAGUUCCUGCGGCCCGCCGUGCGACAGCUCGACCGCCACGUCCACAGCGUCAGGGAGAGCCAGGUGGAGCUGCGGGAGCACAUCGACAGCCUGGCCACAGAGCUUUGCCGCAUCAACGAGGACCAGAAAGUGGCGCUGGACCUCGACCCCUACGUGAAGAAGCUGCUGAACGCCCGGCGCCGCGUGGUGCUGGUCAACAACAUCCUGCAGAACGCCCAGGAGCGGCUGCGGAGGCUGAACCACAGCGUGGCCAAGGAGACGGUGCGGAGGAGAGCCAUGCUGGAGGCCGGGGGCUACCAGGGCAAGUGACCAGCCAGGAGAGCAGGUGACCAGCCAGGGGAGCAGGAAUCCCUGUUUAUCCCAGCUCAGGAAUUGAGGGGAUGUCCCCCAUCACCUGCAGCUGAGGGACCCGGGACACUCCGAGCCGUGUUCCCGGAUUUGUGGGCGCUGGAAUAAAAGUGACUGAGAGUC
Onychostruthus taczanowskii (white-rumped snowfinch) is the source of this 572-nucleotide messenger RNA. It is a transcript of the gene SNAPIN, whose product is annotated as SNAP associated protein. Gene Ontology annotation, molecular function: SNARE binding. Lineage: Eukaryota; Metazoa; Chordata; Aves; Passeriformes; Passeridae. The record is from RefSeq and is a predicted model, not a curated record. Gene Ontology annotation, cellular component: BORC complex; synaptic vesicle; BLOC-1 complex. The transcript is spliced from 4 exons. Bases 48 to 410 code for a protein of 120 amino acids. Gene Ontology annotation, biological process: lysosome localization; regulation of synaptic vesicle exocytosis; endosome to lysosome transport.